This is a messenger RNA of Formica exsecta, 1050 nucleotides long. Its product is annotated as putative nuclease HARBI1. The record is from RefSeq and is a predicted model, not a curated record. The transcript is spliced from 3 exons. Bases 1 to 1050 code for a protein of 349 amino acids. Lineage: Eukaryota; Metazoa; Arthropoda; Insecta; Hymenoptera; Formicidae.
AUGGCAGAUGAAAUGUCGGCUGAUGAUGUGCUCUCUGUGAUAUCUUCCGUUGUUAUUUGCAGCCAGGUUGAUGUUGAUGGAGAAGAUGAUAAUGAAACCUCUUCGUUAUCUAGCAGCAAUGAAGAGGAUUCUAGUGACGAAGAAAGUGAAACGCGUACCUUAUAUGCCAUAUUGAUGGUGAAUGAGACGCGGGGUGAAACUCCUCAGAUAGAAAAGUUGACCGAUUAUGUGAAACGAGUUGUUCCAGGAUACUCCAGAAUAACUUUUAAAGAACAUUUUAGGGUGUUUCCAGAGACCUUUCAAAUGAUUUUGAGACUUCUAAGGCCAGCUUUGAAUGCUACAAAUGCUCAUGGAAGGAAGCAACUAUCUUCAGAGAAACAGCUUAUGGUAACGUUAUGGUUCAUGGCUACUCCAGAUUCAUAUCGGUCUGAAUGUGUCAAGUUUGGUGUGGGAAAGGCUACUGCAUUGCGCGCUGUAAGACGUGUGACUUAUGCCCUCCACUGCCUAGCACCACGUUUUAUCAAAUGGCCAAGAGGAGAGGAGGCUAUCUGUGUGAUCGAAGAAUUUCAAAGAGCAAAGGGUUUUCCAGGUGUCAUUGGGGCUGUUGAUGGUUCUUUUAUACAGAUACGAGCUCCUAAAGAAGAUGCAGCUUUUUAUAUCUGUAGAAAAAAAUAUCCUGCUAUUCAGCUUCAAGCUGUGUGUGAUGCUCGCAGUCUAUUCAUUCAUUGCUAUGCCGGGCAUGUAGGGUCUGUGCAUGUUGCACGUGUUUUUAGGAAUUCUCCUUUAACUGAGUUCAUCCAGAGGCCAGAUGAGUAUUUUCCUUCGAAUUCUCACCUUCUUGGAGAUGCAGCAUAUACAAUUCACUCACAUGUCAUGGUACCGGUUAGAGAUAAUGGACAUCUUACUGCAAGGCAAAAGAACUUUAAUUACUGUUUAUCAUCUACUCGCAUGGCCAUUGAAAGAGCUUUUGGGCUUUUGAAAGUGAGAUUUCGAAUUUUGCUCGAUUGUCUGCCUCUCACUGAUAUCGGUGUUUGUCCUUCGAGUCGUUAA